Molecule: messenger RNA, 833 nt
Organism: Cynara cardunculus var. scolymus (artichoke)
Lineage: Eukaryota; Viridiplantae; Streptophyta; Magnoliopsida; Asterales; Asteraceae
Exons: 3
Coding region: 134-646 (170 amino acids)
Source: RefSeq, a predicted model, not a curated record
AACCCAUUCAACCUCCUCUUUUCUCUCUCCCUCUCAAAAUUCGGGAUAUUGAGAGAGGGCACCUCUUUCAAUCCAUCUCAUCAGAUAAUACAUACAAUCAGAAUCAAUUCAUCUUCAGAAGUUAAAGUAAAACAUGGAUCAGCUUAUGGGCAAGUUCGGAAGCUACUGGCUAGGUAACAAAGCCAACAAAGAACUCAAUUCCGUCGGUGAUGAUAUCAACAGUUUGCAAAGCAGUAUUUCUGGGGGAGCAACCUGGUUGGUCAACAAAAUGAAAGGGAAAAUGCAAAAGCCACUUCCUGAAUUGCUGAAGGAGAAUGACUUGCCAGUGGGUAUCUUUCCUCGUGAUGCCACAAACUACGAGUUUGACGAACAGACCAAAAAACUGACGGUAUUCAUACCCGCAAUCUGUGAAGUGGGGUACCGAGACUCGUCCGUUUUGCGAUUUUCAACGAACGUGACCGGGUAUCUGGAGAAAGGAAAGCUAACGGAUAUAGAGGGAUUGAAAACGAAAGUGAUGAUCUGGGUCAAAGUAACCUGCGUCAGCUCGGAAGGAUCGAAGCUUCAUUUCACAGCCGGAUUGAAGAAGACGAGAAGUAGACAAUGUUAUGAGGUGCACAGGGACGGGAUUACGGUCGAAAAGUUCUGAGAGAGAUGUGUUGCCACUUUAAGAUGAUUAUGGUUAUGGUUAUGUUCGUGUUAGGUUAGGUAUGAUGUGAAAACUAUGAACCCUAAUGGCUAAUGGAAGUGUUGUAUGUUUUUGUGGUUGCUUUUGAAAGUGUGGAUGAUGAUGCAUUAAAACUUGUAUAGGCCUUAAAUGUCUCUCUGAUUUAAUG